Eublepharis macularius is the source of this 2024-nucleotide messenger RNA. RefSeq names its product golgin A7 (gene GOLGA7). Gene Ontology annotation, biological process: Golgi to plasma membrane protein transport; protein targeting to membrane; peptidyl-L-cysteine S-palmitoylation. NCBI's taxonomy places the organism in Eukaryota, Metazoa, Chordata, Lepidosauria, Squamata, Eublepharidae. The record is from RefSeq and is a predicted model, not a curated record. Gene Ontology annotation, cellular component: Golgi stack; palmitoyltransferase complex. The transcript has 6 exons. The coding region runs from base 170 to 583 and encodes 137 amino acids.
AUAGGUGAAAGGCAGGAGAGAAAGGAGGGGGUUCGUUUCUUCAAUUGGUUUUACAGCAGUCGUAAGUGAAGACGCAGAGCUGGCGCGACAGAAGCUGGAAGUGGAGGAGGAGGCGGCCGCAGCAGCGGAGGGGCUCCGGCUCUGCCCAGUGGCCAGUUCAAGCUACGAAAUGAGGCCACAGCAGCCGCCUGUUGCUAGCAAGGUUUUUGUCCAGCGAGACUACAGCAGUGGCACCAGGUGCCAGUUCCAGACCAAGUUCCCUCCAGAAUUGGAGAACCGGGUUGACAGGCAGCAAUUUGAAGAAACUGUGCGAACACUAAACAAUCUUUAUGCAGAAGCAGAGAAGCUUGGGAGCCAAUCAUAUCUUGAAGGUUGCCUGGCAUGUUUAACUGCCUACACUAUAUUCUUGUGCAUGGAGACACAUUAUGAAAAGGUUCUGAAGAAAAUUGCCAAGUACAUUCAGGAACAAAAUGAAAAGAUCUACGCCCCACAAGGACUCCUUCUGACUGAUCCAAUUGAAAGAGGACUAAGAGUUAUUGAAAUUACCAUUUAUGAAGACAGAGGUGUGAGCAGUGGAAGAUAAGCUAGUGUUCUCCAAGGGUCCAGUGUGUUCCAGUAAGUUCCCUACUUCCUCUUUUAAUGCAUCAUUCCUCUCUGCCACCACCAAAUCUAUGGUGCCAUCUACCAUAUGGAUUAACUUCUUGAACUCCUGCUCCUUCAGAAGCUGCUGGCUGGGCUGGCCAGCAUCCAUUUUGUGUCAUCAUGGUAACGUUUAUGCGGUGGUGCUGCCCAAGUCAUUAGACUUCUCCUUUGAAGCUUACAGCUGUGAAUGACCUCCAUGGACUCUGUAAGGAGUCUCCUGAGAACAGUGUGGUUCCUUUGUGGGUGCUGGACUUGUUGUCCACUUUAUUCAGAAUGCAGCAGCAGCAAACAGCCUAGGCAACUGAGCUUCUGAAAAUGCAGCUUCACUCACUUGAGCCUCAGUAUGGUGUACCUCCAUCGUUCAAAGCGACUCAAGACAAAGGAAUUGGUUGGCAAGAAAAAACUAAUGAAAAGGGCUAUCUUAAUGCUUACCUAAGAGCUGGUGUAAUCUUUGGAACACUUGAGCCUCUUGCUUCGUCUUUCCAGACCUUGAGAGCAGACCGUCCAUCGCUUCUUUUGUUAGAUGUGAGGAUGUGAUGAUUAAAAUCGAUGCUGUACCAGUAACUGUAACUAUCCCUGCUCUCCGCCCCUUCUCAGUGUUGAAUGUGUGAAAUAGGUAAUAAACAGCUUUCUCAUCUUUGUUAUAAGUUACAUUUUUAGAGCUGGUAACUCAACUAGAAAUGGUGUUCUGAUAGUGCUUCGUUUCCUCCUGCAAACCGCUGAAAAGUACUUUUUUGCAGUACAGGGUAGUACUUCCUCUUGCGUUCAACAUUCCUCCAGAAAUGCUUGUGAAAACGUAUGGAACAUUAGUCUUUGGAGUAAAUACCUUCUGCUGAAUCAAGUUGGUUUGAUAUAUUUUACCUGGGGGGUGGGGGUUGUUCAUUCCCUCUCCCUUUAUUCAAAGUGGGUGCUUUGGUGUAUAAGCUUAGUAGAAGCUAGCAGUGACACUCUGCUGCAUGGGAGCACCAUCCCUUCCCAUGCCAAGGUACUAAAGGACUUAUCAAACAGGAGAGCUUUCAAAACAAUAGUUGGCUUAAGAGUGAGGCAAGAGAUGCCAAUACCAGAUCAAGGUCUUUGGGCUGAUUACUCUUCAAAUACUGCUCCUAGCUGGUUUCUUACCUUCCCCUCUAAAUAUCUGUUCAAUAUUUUAAUUGUAUAGAUACUUGUUUUUUUCUAAUCUGUAACAGUGUUUUGCCUUUUGCACCCGUUACAAUCAUUUUUUCAGAAACUAAUGAAUGGAAUAGUAAUGUUUUUCUUAAAUAAACUGUCAUUUGCUAUCAGUGACUUGAAUACAGCAAUUUCUUUGUUAUGCAAUUGAAAAUGACAUUUUGUGGAAAUUCAAGGUAUCAUCUACAAAUUAAACCAAAGUACAGUAUCGUAAA